AUGUCUGGACUGUCUCAACAUCAGCAUGUUUUCCGAGUCGCAAAGCGUGAUGCUACGAACGAUGGCACACAGUCUCACGUGGCGAAGCGAAAUCGUCAGUCGGUAUCAUGCUUACCUUGUAGGACUCGAAAGCUGAAGUGUGACCGACAGAUCCCGUGCGUGUCAUGCUCAAAGAGAGGUGAUGAGACUUCGUGCGCAUAUUCCAAUGGCGCCACAAAUGGGCGCGAUAGACGUGGAGGCGAAGCUCGAGAUUCCGAAGCACAGCUCCGCUUACAGAAGCUAGAGGAGAUGGUCACUAGUCUCAUGCGAACGACCAAAGAGGAUUCGGAGAUUCUUCGCAACGAGAUGUCCCCUCAGGCUGUGAUAGCCGACCAGCGCUUCAACAAUCUCCCGCCUCCAACCUCGGAUUCGUCUCCGGAAGCACAGUUGAACAUGAACGGUCCAGAGAGAAGCUAUGUCAACGCCACCCAUUGGACAGCGAUACUAGAGAAUAUUCGAGACAUACAAGGCGUUCUUGAGCAGCAUCCGGGUGAUACGGGAGAAAUACAACCACCCGUUGCUUCCAAUGGUCCUGACAUUGUACUUGACACAAACCAAUCAAUGACACUUACGGACGCUUGCAAUUCCCUACCACCAAGACCUACAUUGAACAAGCUCCUUUCCGUGUACUUCAACUCAAUGCACAGUCAGACCCCGAUCCUUCAUACGGGGAAGUUUCUCAGAGAGUACGAAUCAUUUUCCGUCGAACCUUCUUCCGUCUCUUUCCUCUGGAUCUCAAUGCUCUUUUCGGCACUGUAUAUCGGUUCCCAAAUUCACGAAGGGGGUGAUCAAGAGGUUCUUGGUUCUUCGAACAGUCCUCCGAGAGCGACGUUCCUCAAGAGAGCCGGCCAAGCUCUUAUUGCUGGCAGAUAUCAGAAAGCCAAACCAUAUUCUGUAGAGGCCGUGCUGUUAUAUGGAGUAUGCAAGUAUAUACAGAAGGAAGAACAAGACAACGAUGCCUGGAUGAUUAUGGGAAUUAGUACACGCCUUGCUAUGAAGAUGGGAUACCACAGAGAUCCUGGCAAUCUUGUCAACAUUUCCCCAUUCGAAGGGGAGAUGAGGAGGAGGACUUUCUGCAUCCUAGAGGCCUUCGACCUACUGCUGUCUUUCCAGGCUGGGUUACCCACAGUAAUCUACGAGGAAGAGUGUGAUACCGAGCCACCAAGCAACCUUUUCGAUACAGAUUUUGACGAGGACUGUAAAGCUCUCCCACCUUCUCGGCCGCCAAUUGACUCAACACCAAUGUUAUACUAUCGUUACAAAAGUCGACUAGCGAAGAUAUUCCGCCGCAUUCAUCGGCAUGCACUUUCAUUCAAAAUCUCAUCGUAUGAAGAUACAAUGAAACUGGAUGCUGAGCUUGAGGAGACGCACAAGGAUGUGCCUCCCAGUCUUCGAAUGAGACCCUUGGCUUUGUCAUUCACAGAUCAGCCUUAUAUGAUACUGAACAGGCUGUACUCUGACCUGUUGUAUCUGAAAAGUAUCUGCGUCUUGCAUCGAAAGUAUCUCAGCCAGGACAGGUCGGACCCAUCGUUUGGCUACUCCCGAAGGGUUUGUGGCGACGCAGCUCUGCAUAUACUGAAACAUCAAGCCGAGCUUCAUGGAGCAUGCCAACCGGGGGGGCUAUUUUACGACCACAAAUGGAUGCUCUCGAGUCUUUCAUGCCAUGACUUCCUCUUGGCAGCAAUGAUCACCUGCCUGGACCUCUACGAGUUCCACAAGCAGUCGGCUACUUCAUCGGCAAAAGGUAUGGAGGCUCAAGUCAAAAAAUACGACGCUUUGAAACACUCUCAUGGCAUCUGGACGUCGCGCAGAGAGUUCUCUCGGGAUGCGCGGUAUGCUUCAAGCGUUCUCGCUGUCAUGCUCUCGAAAGUGCCAAGACCAAGUUUCCCGGGAAAAGCGCCCCAGAAGAUUUCGAGUAUGACGCAGACCCCAAUGAAUGGGAACGGACCAUUCGGUGCAACAGUGAGCCACCCGGAGAGCUCGCCGUGGAACAUGGACGAAUUCGAUCUUACAGACCAAGAGCUUCUUACCAAUAAUUACGCUCCACUUGAUUUCGCUUCUACGAGUACUCUGAACACGGUCUUCAGCGAGUUCGACAACAUUGAUUGGGGUCUCGUUGAUCAAUCUUUAGUUGGUCUCAUUGGUGACGAUGAUGUUCCAUUUGAUUGGCAGUUACUCGACGCGUCUGAAGCACAAGCUGUGACAUGA
This is a messenger RNA of Letharia columbiana, 2247 nucleotides long. RefSeq lists its product as uncharacterized. Gene Ontology annotation, cellular component: nucleus. The record is from RefSeq and is a predicted model, not a curated record. Gene Ontology annotation, molecular function: zinc ion binding; DNA binding; DNA-binding transcription factor activity, RNA polymerase II-specific. Gene Ontology annotation, biological process: regulation of DNA-templated transcription; DNA-templated transcription. NCBI's taxonomy places the organism in Eukaryota, Fungi, Ascomycota, Lecanoromycetes, Lecanorales, Parmeliaceae. The transcript is spliced from 6 exons. The coding region runs from base 1 to 2247 and encodes 748 amino acids.